AUGUGAGACAGGUUGCUGCCACCGGAGGAAGGAGGACAGCUGGGACAAGUCUCCUGCAAGAACAGAUCAGCCUCAGUGCCGUCAGGUGAAGGAUCAGGCCAAAAUGGAGGACAAUAUGAAUACAAAAUCCAUCCUAGAAGAGCUUCUUCUCAAAAGGUCACAACAGAAGAAGAAAAUGUCACCAAAUAAUUACAAAGAGCGCCUUUUUGUUUUGACUAAAACAAACCUCUCCUAUUAUGAAUAUGACAAAAUGAAAAGAGGCAGUAGGAAAGGAUUGAUCGAGAUUAAGAAAAUCAGAUGUGUGGAGAAAGUCAAUCUGGAGGAGCAGACUCCUGUGGAGAGGCAGUACCCAUUUCAGAUUGUCUAUAAAGAUGGGCUUCUCUAUGUCUAUGCAUCGAAUGAAGAGAGUCGAAGUCAGUGGCUGAAAGCAUUACAGAAAGAGAUCAGAGGCAACCCCUACCUGCUGAUCAAGUACCACAGUGGGUUCUUCGUGGACGGGAAGUUCCUGUGCUGUCAGCAGAGUUGCAAGGCGGCUCCAGGAUGUACUCUCUGGGAAGCAUAUUCUGAGCUGCACGUUGCACCCAAUGAAGAGAAAUGCAGAACUCCCACCUUUCCAGAUAAGGUGUUUAAGAUUCCUCCAGUCAUUCCGAGUCUCGAAAUGAAAAGGCCAUCUUCAAGUACUGCUCUAACCCGGUAUGACAGUGAUCUGAAAACAAACUCUGGCUCCCAGCCAAAUGUCUACAACAUGCCCUAUAUCCCAAGGGAAGACUGCCCUGACUGGUGGCAACUAAAUUUUAAAAGCAAAUUCCUCACGAUACCAACGAUACAGACACAGGACCAUAAAGAACCGGACAAACUUAAUGAAGAUUUUCCAUGCAGUAAACAACAGGAAAAAAAUUUAAAUCACAGCACCUCAAAGAUUCCAUGGGGCAUCCCUGAGUCAAAUUCAUCUGAAGAUGAGGAAGACCUAAAUGGCUAUGACUGGUUUGCAGGUAACAUGUCCAGGUCACAAUCUGAGCAGUUACUGAGACAAAAGGGAAAAGAAGGAGCAUUCAUGGUUAGAAAUUCCAGCCAGGUUGGAAUGUACACAGUGUCCCUGUUUAGUAAGGCUGUAAAUGACAAAACAGGAACAGUCAAACAUUACCAUGUGCAUACAAAUGCUGAGAACAAAUUGUACCUGGCAGAAAACUACUGUUUUGAUUCCAUUCCAAAACUUAUUCACUAUCAUCAGCACAACUCAGCAGGCAUGAUUACACGACUCCGUCACCCUGUGUCAACCACGACCAACAAGGUUCCCAGUUCCGCGUCCUUGGGAAGUGACAUCUGGGAGCUGAAAAGAGAAGAGAUCACAGUGCUGAAGCAGCUGGGCAGCGGGCAGUUCGGAGUGGUUCAUCUUGCCAGGUGGAAGGGGCAAUACGAUGUUGCUGUGAAAAUGAUCAAGGAGGGCUCCAUGUCAGAAGAUGAAUUCUUCCAGGAGGCCCAGACCAUGAUGAAACUCAGCCAUCCCAAGCUGGUAAAAUUCUACGGAGUGUGUUCAAAGAGAUACCCGAUAUACAUCGUCACUGAAUAUAUAACCAAUGGCUGCUUGCUUGAUUACCUGAAGAGUCAUGGGAAAAGCCUGGAACCCUGCCAGCUCUUAGAAAUGUGUUAUGAUGUCUGUGAAGGCAUGGCCUUCUUGGAGAGUCACCAGUUCAUCCAUCGGGACUUGGCUGCCCGGAACUGCUUGGUAGACAGUGACCUCACAGUGAAAGUUUCUGACUUUGGAAUGACUAGGUAUGUUCUUGAUGACCAGUAUGUCAGCUCAGUAGGAACAAAAUUUCCAGUCAAGUGGUCAGCCCCGGAGGUGUUUCACUACUUCAAAUACAGCAGCAAGUCUGACGUAUGGGCAUUCGGGAUCCUGAUGUGGGAGGUGUUCACUCUGGGGAAGCAGCCCUACGACUUGUACGACAACUCCCAGGUGGUGCUGAAGGUCUCCCAGGGCCACAGACUGUACCGGCCCCAACUGGCCUCGGACACCAUCUACCAGAUCAUGUACAGCUGUUGGCAUGAGCAUCCAGAAAAACGGCCCACAUUUCAGCAACUCCUGUCUUCUAUUGAACAUCUUCAGGAGAAAGAUAAGCCUUGA
Molecule: messenger RNA, 2125 nt
Organism: Sorex araneus (European shrew)
Lineage: Eukaryota; Metazoa; Chordata; Mammalia; Eulipotyphla; Soricidae
Gene: BMX
Product: BMX non-receptor tyrosine kinase
Exons: 20
Coding region: 104-2125 (673 amino acids)
Biological process (GO): peptidyl-tyrosine autophosphorylation; adaptive immune response; B cell receptor signaling pathway
Molecular function (GO): non-membrane spanning protein tyrosine kinase activity; ATP binding
Source: RefSeq, a predicted model, not a curated record